Molecule: messenger RNA, 2520 nt
Organism: Liolophura sinensis
Lineage: Eukaryota; Metazoa; Mollusca; Polyplacophora; Chitonida; Chitonidae
Product: soluble guanylate cyclase 88E-like
Biological process (GO): cGMP biosynthetic process; response to oxygen levels
Cellular component (GO): guanylate cyclase complex, soluble
Molecular function (GO): heme binding; guanylate cyclase activity
Source: RefSeq, a predicted model, not a curated record
CUUCUAACAUCUCCUCACAGACAGUGGCAGUGCUCAAGACUGAGGCAUCUGGUGCUUAGACCUCCAGUUUUUUCCGGACUCCCAAAAGUGGGACCAUGUAUGGUAUGCUUCUGGAAAGCAUCCAGCAUUAUGUAAAGGAGUUGUAUGGAGAGACAAAGUGGCAGGAAAUUCUCGAGCACGCUGGCUUACGUAACAUGAUAUUUGCCACGCACAAGGUUUAUCCAGACAACAUCAUGUCCGACAUUGCGGCCAGCUGUGCGCACGUGCUGCAAAAGGGAACAAAGGAUUAUUACAUGUUCUACUUCGGACGGUUCGUCAAGUUCUUCAGCCAUUAUGGAUAUGACAAAAUUCUACGCAUAUCUGGUCGUCACUAUCGUGACUUCCUCAAUGGAAUUGAUAAUCUUCACGAAACUAUGAGAUUUAGUUAUCCUCGUCUUCAGAGUCCGUCCUUCUACGUGGAAAAAGAGGACCGCUUUGGUUGUAUCCUGAACUACAGGACUAAGCGGCAAGGCUUCACACACUAUGUUGUGGGUCAGCUUCAGCAAUGUGCCAUUAAUUUCUAUGGUGUGGAUGUGGAGAUACUAGUGAUUGAAGAAAGGAUAGUUGCAAAUGGUUGUCAUGUGAUCUUCAGGUUAAACUUUGACAAUCAGGGUUAUAAGCCACCAGUGCAAAAAGUAGCUACCUCAGGGAACAUUACAGCUUCACUUUUACCUGGAAAAGUAUUUUUCAAGGUGUUUCCAUUUUGCCUUGUGUUUGACCACACCAUGCACAUACAGAAUGUGGGCCCCAGUUUACUUCGGCUGUUUCAGAGCCACCUGGUGGGCACAGAUGUCACGGAGAGGUUCCACUUGCGGCGACCUGUCAUGUCUUUCACGUGGGAUAAUGUGUUGUGCCUACAGAAGGUGGUGUUUGAGCUAGAGACACAGACAAGUUUGAAGUUGUGUCCCUUGACCAAAGAGGCCGUGUGUCAGUGUAGGAGCGCCCCUGACCAUAGGGCCCUAGCAAGACGGACAGUUAUACUCAGGGGGCAGAUGAAAGCCAUAGACGACUGGCAUUCUGUCGCCUUUCUGUGCACACCGUUGAUAGGAAGCUUAGAAGAGAUGGAAGGGUUAAGCCUGUACAUCAAUGAUCUCAGUCUUCAUGACAACAGUCGGGACAUGGUGCUAGCCGGCUUCCAACAUGCUUCCCAGCUGGAGUACUCCAUUGACAAGCAAAUGGAAAAAAGCAAGCUAAUAGCGGAAAACUUACACAAGCUGGAUCUGUGGAAGCAGAAAAGUGAAUCACUGCUGUAUGCAAUGAUACCAAAGUCCAUUGCCGUGCGGUUAAAAAAUGGAGUUGACCCUGUGGACACCUGUGAGACAUUUGACCAAGUGACCAUCCUGUUCAGCUACAUCAUUGGGUUCAUGGACAUCUGUGUGAAUGUCAGUGCUUUAAAGGUCGUCGAGUGCAUCAAUAAGGUCUUUACCCUCUUUGAUCUUAUUGUGGAUAAAUACAAUGCCUUUAAGGUAGAGACUCUGGGUGACGCUGUAUACAUGGUGGCAGGAGGCGUACCUGAUAGGACACCUGACCAUGCGCUGAACGUGGCCGGCUUAGCCCUGGAGCUGCUGAGUAAAGCCACACAGAUGACCAACCCACACACCAAACAGAAACUCAACAUCAGAAUAGGUAUGCACACAGGUGGUGUAGUGGGAGGGGUGGUGGGCAAGAGGAUGCCUCAGUACUGCCUGUUUGGUGAUGCUGUCAAUACAGCUUCUCGUAUGCAAACCAACAGUGAGAGUGGCAGAAUACAUAUCAGUGAGCCGUGCCACAGGUGUUUGAAGGGAUCAGACUUUGUCACCGUUUUCAGGGGCCAUAUAAAUAUUAAGGGUAAAGGUGAGAUGAAGACGUACUGGUUAGCAGGGAGGAAGGAUGACCCUCAGUUAGAACAGGUGUGUGCUGGCCUUAGGGCAGAGAGGUGCCAGCAUUACCUACAGCAACAGAAACAGCUACUAAAGUUGUCAGAUGCAUUAUCUCCAGAAAGACCUGUGGAGAAUGGGUAUGAUCUCCACGGCAUGCACACCAACAUAAGCAGCUGUAACUUAGCCUCUGCUGUUGGUGAACCUCAGGAGGGCAUAGCAGAGGAAAAUGGCCCUGCUCAGGAGGAUGGCAUUUGUGGCUCGGACCAAUUUGCCGUUUGUCCCGAGGUGGGUGUUCCCCAGCUGCCUAUUCGCUUCACGCUACACAGCGAGACUCCAAGUCGACCAGGAACACCGUCCUUUUCUCCUGACAAACAGGAGAAGUUAGUCACUCCUGAAGCCUUACAGAUGGCGCUGACCAGCACUGCUCGCUCCCACUCUCCCAAAUCCCCUGUCUACUCCCCAGAGCCCCCGGAACCCCUGGAACGCCGUAGAUACUGUUGGGAAACCGUGAAGGAGACAGAGGUCACAGAGAUGAGGCAGGAAGACCAGUGUAACUGUCAGCAAGAACUUACCUGUGGGGACAAGGAAAUACUCCUGUAGUUAUUCAACUGUCAGCAACAGC